Messenger RNA from Punica granatum (pomegranate), 5550 nucleotides. NCBI's taxonomy places the organism in Eukaryota, Viridiplantae, Streptophyta, Magnoliopsida, Myrtales, Lythraceae. The record is from RefSeq and is a predicted model, not a curated record.
ACACGAAACGGGUAGAGAGUGGGUCAGACAGAGACGGAUGGUGUACGCUUCCUCCAGAGAUAAUAUUGUUCUUCGAGUGCUUCUGCACAUUUGUCCCAAUUUCAACGUUACUCUCCCUAUCUUCUCUUUUAUCAAUCAGCAAUUCGAGGUUGGCGUCGCCUUAAUCAACAAAAUUUGAAGGUUCAAGGUCGUUUCUUUCUUCAAAACCCUUAAAUCGUCGUCUGUAACGGCCGCUAUUUUGGCCGCGAUAUCGUUACCACAUAUCGGCCCGGAUCGGUGGCCGCCACCGCGCCGCUGUUUAAUUCCUUGCUAUGGAACGCUCUGGUGGAAUGGAUCCCAAGGAACUCUUGCUGGAUUACCUUCUCAAAAAUCUCCCGCAAGAUGGAUCCCGUGUUUCUGAGGACUAUGUUGAAGAUUCCUCGGUUUCAAGGAAUGACAUGAUGUCAGAAUCUUCAUACAGAACAAAUGUGCUGGUUGCAGACACCGAGAUUGGUACAGUUACGACUGAUCCCUACAGGAGGCCAUUUAUCAGUUCUCGCGGUUGUUCCUGGUUUUCUAGAGAUUCAGAUGUUUUGACUGAGAUACUACGAAGACGCGAUAUAUAUGUGAGCGACCGAUUCUUGGGGAGGCAUGUUCCAGCAGCAGUAACUGCUACAUCACAAGGCUCUUUUUCUGAUGAAAUAUGGUUGGUUGGCUUCAGGAUGGGAUCUCAUCAUUGCAUUGUGGUCCAAGUUCAGUUGCAUCCUACUGACAUUCACUUUGAAUUAUAUUGUUUCAAAGGAUAUAUGGAAGAAGCGCGCCAAUCUCAUACCAAGCAUACCGAGCUACAAAUAGAGCUAUCACGCAGUUGUUCACUUUAUGAUGUUAAAGAAAUGGAAAGUCCAGUUCCAUUGGCACCUUCGGAAGGCGAUCUUAACCAGCUGAUGAAAGCAUUGUUUAAGAACAAGAAGGUUGCAGUUAUUGUCCAUGAUUCCGAGCAAAUUUGGGAAAUGAGGCUACUAGUAGGCAGGAGCUCCAGACCUGUCCUUGUUAUAAUAGAAGACGGAAUAAUUUCAUCAGUCAACUCAAGCAGCCUAUACCGGCCUACCACGUCUUCGUCUGUCUCCUCAAGCUGCCGAUACUGGCCCAUCUCGUUGUCGUCAGUCUCCUCAAGCAGCCAAUACCGGCCAACCACGUUUUCAUCUGUCCCCUCGGGCAGUCAAUACUGGCCGACCUUGUUUUCGUCAAUCUACCCAAGCGGCGCAUACCUGCCUACCGCAUUUUCGUCAGUCUCCUCGAGCAGUCAACACCGGCCUACCACGUUUUCAUCUGUCUCUUUGAGUGGCCGAUACUGGCCUACCUCAUCUUUGUCAGUCUCCUUGAGCAGCCAAUCCCGGCCUACUGCUUUAUCUGUCUCCUCAAGCAGCGCAGACUGGCCUACUGCUUUAUAUGUCUCCUCAAGCAGCGCAGAGCGGCCUACCGUGGUUUCAUCAGUCUCCUCAAGCAGCCCAUACCAGCUUCCUCAGGAGCAGGCGGUGCAUCAGGAUACCAUCAAUCAAGUUGCAGAAGAGACAAGUCUCUUCGGCAAGACAAGCUCACUAGUAGGAGGACUUUGGGACAAGGCGAGAGCAAAAUUUGGCACAAUUGGCCGAUAUGCUGCAAAUAUAAAGCCCCAUCUUUUGAGAGGAGAAUCUGAACUUUCUAGGGAGCCGCCUGAAGAACUCAGUUUUCUGGAAGAUCAAAUAACGAUAACCAUGAACGAUGAAGCUACUCCUACGGAAGAUGUAAAGAUAGAUUCAGAAGCAUCAGCAACUGAAUAUGAAGUAAUGCUAAGCUGCAAUGGUUGUGGCGAAAUUAUUGAUUGCCUUCAACGAAAUAUGAUCAAGGCUGGAAUCAGUGUGUUCAUUGAUGACAAGAAGCUCCAUGAAUUUGGAGCGAUAGGACAUGACCUUCCAGCAACUCCUAGCAACUUCAAAAUCUAUAUACCUAUCUUCUCCAAAGGCUAUGCUUCUAGUGCAUGGUGCCUCUCUGAACUUAAACAUAUGGUUGAUUUAAGGGCAAGAUCCAAUAGUAGACUGGAGAUCCUACCCAUCUUCUAUGACGUAAAGCCUGCUGAUGUUGGGCUCAAGACAGAAUUGUACACUGCUGCUCUAAAGGAACACAAGAGGAACUUAGCUUAUGAGUCAGUCCAGCCGUGGGAGGGAGCUCUUAAAGAGGUUGCUGGAAUCAAAGGAUGGGAACUAAGACAUAAAGAUUAUACCAAAUUAUGUAGACUGAUUGUUGGAGGAGUUCUUAACAAGCUGAAGGUAAAACAUAAGGGUCCAUAUCUAGUUGGAGUGCAAGAUCAAGUGGAGAGCAUCAAGAAUUUGAUAGACAUUGAGUCUAGAGGCGUAUCCUUUGUUGCUAUCCACGGAAUGAGCGGGAUUGGCAAGACUACUCUUGCAAAGGUUGUCUUCGACCAAAUGUCUAGUCAUUUUGAUGGAUCAAGCUUUCUAUUGGAUGUUCGAGAAUCAUCAAAACAUGAAGGCCUCAAGUAUUUGCAAGACCAGCUAUUCAGGGACAUUCUUAAGAAAAGUAGUGGGACUAAGAAAAUUAGAGAGAGAUUUCGUAAGAUGAAAGUUCUCAUAGUCCUUGAUGAUGUUGAUGAGAGGGAGCAAAUAAAGCAAUUAGCUGGAAAGUCUAGCUGGUAUGGAUCUGGAAGUAGGGUCAUUGUUACAACUAGAAACAUAAAUGUCAUGGCAGUUAAGCAGGACGAAUUUGAUAAAGUUCUAGCUUUCGAAGUGUCAGCAAUGAAUCAAGAUAAAGCUCUUCAACUGUUUUGCAUGCAUGCCUUUGGAAGCGACGCUCCUCCAUAUGACUACUAUAGUCUUUCAAAGCAGAUUGUUGAUCAUAUCGGUGGACUUCCUUUAGCAUUGGAGAUCUUGGGCUCAUCUCUCAAUCGCAAAUGUCAAGAAUUAUGGGGAGGUAUGCUGAAGAAGUUGGAGAAAAUACCUUAUCAUGGUAUCCAAGACAAAUUGAUGCUAAGCUAUGAAGCUCUGGACAGUGAGACCAGACAAAUAUUUCUCGAUAUUGCAAUGUUUUUUGAUGGCAUAGAGAAAGCUAGCCCAGUUUACAUGUGGGAUGCUUGUGAUUUCUUUCCAGAGAUGCAACUUGAAAUCCUUGGCUUCAUGUGUUUGUUAAAAACUAUAGACAGGGAUAAGUUUUGGAUGCAUAAGCUUGUCAGAGAUCUUGGAAGGGAACUUGUUCGCCGAAAUGACAGUAGGUUGUGGAUGCACCUGGAAGUCCUAGACUUGUUGAAGACAGAAGAGGGUGAAGAGAAUAUGGAAGCUCGUGGUAUAUGCUAUGAUCAAUCUCUGUGGGACUGCACCUCUACCAAUGAAUUGAAAAGUGAGAAUAGUUUGACGUUCCUCGAAUUGCAUGGAGGGACCUUCAAAGGAGAAUUCAAGCGCUCUCUUUCAAACUUGAAAUGGCUUUCUUGGCAUUCCUGCCCUCUGGACCUAAAGGUAGCAAACUUACAUUUAAACGACUUAGUGGUUCUCGACCUCUCAAGGAGUUCCAUUAGCCAUGAGUGGGAAGGAUGGAACCUAAUUGAGAUGGCAAAAAAGUUGAAAGUUCUGAAUCUGACAAGUUGCAAAAACUUGAUCAAAACCCCUGAUUUCUCAAACCUCAUGUCUCUGGAGAGACUCAUCCUGGAAGAUUGCGAAGCACUGGCUGAAAUUGACGCCUCCAUUGGAAAGGUACAAUGUCUCAAGUACUUGAAUAUCAGGGGAUGCAAUUCUCUGACAAAUUUGCCAGAAGAACUAUGUAAUCAGAUACAUCUGGAAAAGAUUGUCAUGAGAGGGGAUGGUCAGCUUUUCGAGUUGCCUGCAGGAAUUGGACUUCUAACGUCCUUGUCUACUCUGGAAGUGGUCAAUGUUAAAUUCCUAGAGGGUACAAGGCCAACUGAAGUGUUAAAGCAAUUUGAGUCUCUUUCUAAUUUAAGUGAUUGUCUUGGACUCAAGGAACUCCCUGACUCACUUGGAGAUCUAGAGUCACUGCAAGAGUUGGAUCUGUCAAAGGUGAAAGUUGCAGAAUUGCCAAACUCCAUUGGAAACUUGAGGAAGUUAAAAGUGAUAAAGAUGGAAUCUAGUUCGAUAAGUAUGUUACCCAGCUCCAUCGGAGGAUUGGAGAAUCUUGAAGAAUUAUAUGCUGGAUACUGCAAUAACUUGCGUGGACCAAUCACUGCUAAAAUUGGGAGAUUGACCUCCUUGCGAAUUCUAGAUCUGUCGUUUACGAGUAUCAGUUCAUUGCCACAUACAAUUAAUGAGCUGUUCUGUUUGGAAAAACUUCAUUUAGAAUCCUGCGAUGAUCUUGAAGAGUUGCCAGAGCUUCCCAAAAGUCUGAUUAGUUUGCGUGUCAAAUCUCAGAAGCUACAGAAAUUCCCGAGUCUUUCAGAGUUGAAAUGUCUUGUCCAUCUGCAAUUGUUUCUUGAUGUUGGGAAGCAUUGGGACCAACUAUCAGAUUUCCACGUCGAUUGGAGCUCAGAGCUGUCCAAGUUGGAGACACUGGAAUUAUGCAUUCCAAGCAUCACUGCCUCAUUGGAAGAGUUCCGUCUUAUGUCUAAUUUAUCAAGAUUGUGUCUUUCCCAUGUUGAGCUUGAUAAUGUAGUGCCGCAUCUUCGCAACUUGGAAAAGCUGUCAUAUUUAGAUGUUGUUAAUUGUUCGAUAAGAAAUGAUGGUCUCGGAGGUCCUCAGGUUGCAGAAUUUAAAUCACUGGAGCAUCUCUCUGCGCAUAAAUGCAACUUCGUUAACAUGAAUGUGCUCCUUUCGAAAAAAGUGAGAAUGUUGAGCAUAAAGGACUGCCACUUGCUCAAUGGUUUGCUUGAUCUGUCAGAAUUGAGGAAUCUCUUAGUUUUGGAGCUGACAAACUGCGAGGAAGUAAGCGAGGUUCGAGGUCUCGGAGAAAUAGAGUCCUUGGAGGAUGCAGUCAUCCACAACUGUGAUCUCUUGCAAACGUUGGGUGAUCUAUCGAAGCUGCAAAGGCUCGAAGUUCUCCAAGUGCACUCUUGUGACAAUCUCAAAACCAUUGAGGGUCUCCAUCAAAUAAAAUCUUUGAAGUUCGUGGAAAUCUAUGACUGCAGAUCCUUAGGAAACUUGCAUGACAAAUCAAAGUCCAAGAAGCGGAAACACAAACGCCAGAUUAAAACAUGAGAUUCCUCAGGUCAGGAUUGCGGCAGAGUCAUGUCAAAGGACUGGGCAGUUAUUCAUACGAGCAAUGAUAAUGCCAUGUCCCUGGAAUUUAUCUCGAGCUUCAGGAUCCACCACACAAUGAGGAGUUAUUGCUGCAACUUUCUGGUGUAAGUUAUGCCUCUUCAUUGUGGUAAGAUUAUUCUCCCCUGGCCCAUCACGAGCCGAUAUAACCCUACGAAUUGUUUUGGUGCCAGACUUUGAAAUAGAAGUGUGGGAUCCAAGAUGUUUGAUAACGAUGUAAAUUUAUCUGUAUGAGUUCCAGCCCCUAGAACAACAUGCAAGGCUAGCGAGUGAUCAAUCCAUCAGGGUCAGGCUGAUCUGUUCGAUAACUCGCCUCUCUUGA